This is a messenger RNA of Callorhinus ursinus (northern fur seal), 3869 nucleotides long. It is a transcript of the gene FOXP3, whose product is annotated as forkhead box P3. Gene Ontology annotation, cellular component: nucleus. NCBI's taxonomy places the organism in Eukaryota, Metazoa, Chordata, Mammalia, Carnivora, Otariidae. The record is from RefSeq and is a predicted model, not a curated record. Gene Ontology annotation, molecular function: DNA-binding transcription repressor activity, RNA polymerase II-specific; RNA polymerase II cis-regulatory region sequence-specific DNA binding. Gene Ontology annotation, biological process: regulation of transcription by RNA polymerase II.
UUUUUUUUCUUAUCUUCACAAAGCCAGACCAUCAGGCCCCCUCUGGGCUUUUCCAGAAAGGCCUGAAGCCAGUCUUGCAGAGGGCUUGGAGUAGCCUCAACCCUGGGCCAUGCAGGGCGCUGAGGAGCCGGGGGCUGGGAGCGGCAGCCAUGACCUCUCAGGAGAAGCCCCUGGGGCCCGGUCUCCCCUGUGGACCACUGGUUAAAGAGGGCUACUUCUCAAGUAUGGAAAUGCAGCACCAAUUCUUGGACAACCAUAAAACCUCACAAGCUUCAAGCCCCCAGAGGAAUCUCCAAAUCUCAGAACUUCCCUGUCACUGCAGUCUAGAAUGUAAGACCCAAGACUGUUUGGCCCAAGGAAACCUGGGGGUUUUUAAGCCCUCCCGGCACCAAAGAAGGCAGAGCUCCCACUUGCCAGCUCUGUCAUCUUGGGCAAGUCACUCGACUACUUCGUGCCUCUGUAUAACGGCCAUGAUGACAAGAUGGACCGCAAAGGGCUGUGGUGAGGAUUGAAUGUGAUCACUUGGGAGAAUCGUCCAGCACGGUGUCUGGCCCGUGGAAAAUUGGAGAUAAAUGUCAGCUAUGGGGAUGAUGAUGGAUAUAUGGCAUCUGAAAACCUUGGAAACUGGGAUUUUUCAAAGUAGAAAAUUGCAAAGGCUGAGGGCCUCAGAAGCAUCAGGUCACAGUGUCCCUGACUAGGAGAGGGUCGGGGCCCCAAGGGGCCUCUGGGCUUCAUGAGGAUGGAUGCAUUAACACCGGGGGGCUCAUCAGGACCUUCCCUGUAGGGUACCCUCCAGGUUAGAGCUCUCAGGCCCUACGAUGUGAUGAGACGAGACUUUUCUCCCUCUCCUCAUUCAGUGAUGCUAAGUGGAUUCUGGGAGCCAGUGAUUCUCAGACUGUUAGAUUCUGUGACUUGUGCAUUUUCCUCUGUGAAAUAACUUCCAUGGCCCCCUCUGUGGGGAGAUGGAUUGCAGAGCUCCCCCUCCCUGGGCAGUAAGAGCAGUGAUGACCAUCAAUUCUACCUAAGGGGAAACUGAGGCAUGGAGCAGGGCAAGGCCUCUGGAAACCCAGCCCUAUUCAGUUUCUUUCGCUGGUUUUUUUCCCAUCCCAUCACAUUCACAGAGUGGUAUCUCUGCCUGCUUGGGACACCUCCGUGAUUUAUUUGAGUUUUUUUUUUUUUCCCUUGUUUUUUUUUUUUUUCUAACUCUACACACUUUUGUGUAAAAAACUGUGGUUUCUCAUGAGCCCUGUUAUCUCAUUGAUACCUCUCACCUCUGUGGCAAGAGGAAGAAAUCAUAUUUUCAGAUGACUCGUAAAGGGCAAAGAAAAAACCCAAAAUUUCAAAAUUUCCGUUUAAGUCUCAUAAUCAAGAAGAGGAGAAACAGAGCUCGCGAGAGAAAGAGAGAGAGAGAGAGAGCAAGAGAGAGAAAAAGCUAUGAGAACCCCCCCCACCCCGUGAUUAUCAGCACACACACUCAUCGAAAAAAAAAAAUUUGGAUUAUUAGAAGAGAGAGAGAGAGGUCUGUGGCUUCCACACCGUGGUUUUUCUUCUCGGUAUAAAAGCAAAGUUGUUUUUGAUAUGUGACAGUUUCCCACAAGCCAGGCUGAUCCUUUUCUGUCAGUCCACUUCAUCAAGCCUGCCCUCGGACAAGGACCCAAUGCCCAACCCCAGGCCAGCCAAGCCCUCGGCCCCUUCCUUGGUGCUUGGCCCAUCCCCGGGAGCCUCGCCCAGCUGGAGGGCUGCACCCAAGGCUUCAGACCUGCUUGGGGCCAAGGGCCCAGGGGCAACCUUCCAGGGCCGGGACCUCCGAGGUGGGGCCCAUGCCCCCUCCUCCUCCUCUUUGAACCCCAUGCCACCAUCACAGCUGCAGCUGCCCACGGUGCCCCUAGUCAUGGUGGCACCCUCUGGGGCACGGCUGGGCCCCUCACCCCACUUGCAGGCACUCCUCCAGGACAGGCCGCACUUCAUGCACCAGCUCUCAGCGGUGGAUACCCACGCUCGGACCCCCGUGCUGCAGGUACGCCCACUGGACAGCCCAGCUAUGAUCAGCCUGCCGCCACCCACUGCUGCCACCAGCGUCUUCUCCCUCAAGGCCCGGCCCGGCCUGCCACCUGGGAUCAACGUGGCCAGCCUGGAGUGGGUGUCCAGGGAGCCAGCCUUACUCUGCACCUUCCCAAGCCCCGGCACACCCAGGAAAGACAGCACCCUUUCGACCGUGCCCCAGGGCUCCUACUCGCUGUUGGCAAAUGGUGUCUGCAAGUGGCCCGGCUGUGAGAAGGUCUUCGAGGAGCCAGAGGAUUUCCUCAAGCACUGCCAGGCGGACCAUCUCCUAGAUGAGAAGGGCAGGGCACAGUGUCUCCUCCAGAGGGAGGUGGUGCAGUCUCUGGAACAGCAGCUGGUGCUGGAGAAGGAGAAGCUGGGCGCUAUGCAGGCCCACCUGGCUGGGAAGAUGGCCCUGACCAAAGCUCCAACCACGGCAUCAUCCGACAAGGGCUCCUGCUGCAUCGUAGCUGCAGGUACUCCGGUAACCCCUGGCCCAGCCUGGCCCAGCCCCCAGGAGGCCCCCGACGGCCUGUUUGCUGUGAGGAGGCACCUCUGGGGCAGCCAUGGAAACAGCACGUUCCCAGAGUUCUUCCACAACAUGGACUACUUCAAGUUCCACAACAUGCGGCCCCCCUUCACCUACGCCACCCUCAUCCGCUGGGCCAUCCUAGAGGCUCCCGAGAAGCAGCGGACACUCAACGAGAUCUACCACUGGUUCACACGCAUGUUUGCCUUCUUCAGGAACCACCCUGCCACCUGGAAGAACGCCAUCCGCCACAACCUGAGCCUGCACAAGUGCUUCGUGCGGGUGGAAAGUGAGAAGGGGGCCGUGUGGACCGUGGAUGAGUUCGAGUUCCGCAAGAAGAGGAGCCAGAGGCCCAGCAGGAGUGCCAACCCCACACCCGGCCCCUAACCUCAAAACCAAGGAGAGGAGGAAGGAAGGACAGGGGCCGAAAUGGGGGGUGGAAGCGGCCGGGGGCAGGGGUGACGGGCCCUGGAUAUGCUCACAGGGACCAAGAAGUGAGGUGUGCACGGUCUUGCCUGCCAGGGACCCUGAUCCUCAGCUGACCACCCUUCUAGAUCGUAUGCUCUGCACCAAGGCUGCUCAGAGGGGCCCUGGCCCCCCAGCCCACCUUCCUGCAACAAGCUCUGUAGCCAAACUGAGCCUUCACAACCAACCACACACACAGCCUGCCUCAGUCGCUCUCACAGAUGAUCUCAGGGCUGGAAAAGACACACCCACAGUCACAACCGUCUCUCUUGGACACAGUACAAAGAGCCUGCCUCAGUACCCUCGGGCAACCUCAACUCUGCAGUCUCGCAGACAAUCAUACCUGAGCACAGUCCUGUCAACCCACACAACCCGAAGCACACACCCAUGGCCAUCCUACCCCUCCCCCGGCCCUCACCUGCGCUGUCACACGGGGCAUGCCCAGGGUCCCACCCAGAAGCAGCCUUGGUACCUUCAGGAUCUCACGUCCCAAAGAGCCACACAAACACACCCCAGUCGUGCACAUUCUCACGCAGCCCCCAAAACGUCAGCUUGCUCAUGCAGCCCACGAGAACACGCCUGUGCAUCUCAUGUCGCGCACACGCACUUGGCACCCCAGCGGGUCUCCGGAGUCCCACGUGGGCUUUCACAGCCACACACACGGAGUCGCCGAAUAGAUCCCACGUCUCACCUGCCGCCCGCCGCACCUUCCCAGCCCUGAACCCUGUGUCCCCAUCCAGGCCUCAGCUUAGACUACAGACAGAGCCCCUCGUUUAUUUGGGAUCCAAGGUCCUAACCCCAGUGCCCUCUCCAAUAAACCGCAGCCGAGUUCCCA